Messenger RNA from Euleptes europaea (tarantolino), 972 nucleotides. It is a transcript of the gene ANXA3, whose product is annotated as annexin A3. Gene Ontology annotation, molecular function: phospholipase inhibitor activity; calcium-dependent phospholipid binding; calcium ion binding. The record is from RefSeq and is a predicted model, not a curated record. Lineage: Eukaryota; Metazoa; Chordata; Lepidosauria; Squamata; Sphaerodactylidae. Gene Ontology annotation, cellular component: cytoplasm. The transcript has 12 exons. The coding region runs from base 1 to 972 and encodes 323 amino acids.
AUGGCCUCAGCUUGGGUUGGCAAUCGAGGAACAAUCCAGGAUGCUUCAGGUUUUAAUCCGGCGAGAGAUGCUGAGGCCAUUCGGAAAGCCAUUAGGGGAAUGGGAACAGAUGAGAAAACUCUGAUCGACAUCCUUACGAGCAGGUCGAGUGCUCAGCGACAGAUGAUUGUGGCGGAGUACAAGGCAGCGGCGGGGAAGGAUCUGAAAGAUGCGUUGAAGGGUGAUCUGACAGGCCAUUUGGAGCACGUUAUGGUGGCUCUUGUGACUCCUCCAGCGGUUUUUGAUGCUCAACAGCUGAAGAAAGCCAUGAAGGGUUCUGGGACCGAAGAGAAGACGCUGAUCGAAAUCCUCGCUUCCAGGAGCAACAGGCAAAUGAAGGAAGUCGCCCAGGCAUAUUAUACAAAGUAUAAGAAGAGCCUCGGCGACGACAUCAGCUCUGAUACGUCUGGUAACUUCCGACAAGCCCUGGUGUCCCUGGCAGGUAGCCGAAGAAAUGAAAGCCCAAUUGUGGACGCCCAUCUUGCCAAGAAUGAUGCACAGAUCCUCUACAAUGCCGGUGAGAAGAAGUGGGGCACAGAUGAAGACAAAUUCAUACAGAUCCUGUGCUUUAGCAGUAUGCCACAGCUAAGAAACACCUUUAAGGAAUACCACAAACUCUGCGGGAAGGACAUCGAGGACAGCAUAAGGAGUGAGAUGUCGGGGCACUUUGAGGAGUUGCUGCUGGCUAUCGUUAAAUGCGCGAAAAACACUCCCGUCUUCUUUGCUGAAAAGCUGCGUGGGGCUUUGAGGGGGGCUGGGACAGACGAAUUUACACUGAACAGAAUCAUGGUAUUCAGAUCAGAAAUUGACCUUUUGGACAUCCGAGCUGAAUAUAAGAAGCUGUAUGGACAUUCCUUGUAUUCUGCUAUUAAAUCGGACACCUCUGGGGAUUACAGGAUCACGUUGCUCCGGAUUUGUGGAGGAGACGACUGA